Plutella xylostella (diamondback moth) is the source of this 2378-nucleotide messenger RNA. NCBI's taxonomy places the organism in Eukaryota, Metazoa, Arthropoda, Insecta, Lepidoptera, Plutellidae. The record is from RefSeq and is a predicted model, not a curated record.
AUUUGUUGUGCCCUAGAGUUCUCUUGCAAAACUAAAGGUACCUAGCGUAAAAUUAAUAGCUACAUUUACCUUAAAAAAAUUACACGGCGGUGUUGUAAAAAACAUUGUUCAGUAACUAGGUACUUCACUAUAUUAUAAUAUAAAAUUUAACAACAUUUCCCAUGUUCUACUCUACAUACCUUAGAUUAACAAUAUAAGAACAAGAUGGAGUGUCACUUUACUGGCGCAUUCGACGCUGUAUCUAUGUCAGGUCAGUAUGUACAAUACCUAGGAACUUACGUAGCGUAUGACAUGCAAUGCAGUGUGUUAAAAAGGAUAGACAAGACACACAGAGUUGUAGAUUUUCACCUUUACUAUAAUUAUUUACCACUAUUGCAACCCCUUGUACUUUUAUAUAUCCGUCCUCAUUGCUUCGCCGUAGACAAGUAAAAAAGCUACAAUAAAUAAAAUUGCGAUGGCCAUGGCUUGGCCAUCGCAAUUUUUACUUACUUUUUGACAGGUAAUAAACAGGAAAGUGAUGGUUUUCAGUAUGAAGUUAGUAAUUAUGACUGUGCUAUUUUACUAUGGGAGCUGUGAGGACAAGGUGACUGUGAGGGAGCCCCCCGCGCUCCCCGCGACCCCCGCCAACAGGAUCGUCAGGGGACAACCCACCACCGUCAGGAGCUACCCUUACAUGGCGUAUUUACGAUCAUUUUAUAUGAUGCAUGGUCAGAGGCAGCUGGGGGGUUUCUGUGGGGGCGUGAUACUCACACAGCACCACGUGCUUACCGCUGCGCACUGCUUAUUUCGAAAAAUCAAUGACACUACAGCUGCUACUGGAACUACCAUCUUGAGGGCAUCUAAAGUUGUCAUUCGCGUCGGAUCUACCUACAAUGACCGCGGAGGCUCAGAGCAUGUGACGUCCAAGUUCGUGGUUCACGAGAGCUAUACCUUACCUUUUAACGACGUGGCAGUGUUGGUGCUGUCGGACAGUAUAAGCAACUACCGGAGCAGCUCGGUGCAGCCAGCCGCCAUCCCCCCGAGGGGGUAUGUGGUCCCGGACAACGCGUCUGUGGUAGCUGUCGGGUGGGGACAUACUGAUACGAACUGCAGCUACUCAAGCCCCCUCGGCCUGCGGCACGUGGGGCUGCGCACGGUGGACCGAGACACCUGCGCCGCGCGGUGGAGGCAGGAGGUCCCAGAACUCCCCGACUCCAUGCUCUGCGCGGGGCUGCUUGGUGUUGGAGGAGCCGGUGCUUGCAGGGGUGAUUCCGGUGGUCCCCUGGUGUACAACGGGGUGGUGGUGGGGGUGGCCGCGUUUGUUAUGACAUGCGACGAUUCCUUCUACCCUCAAGUAUUCAUGCGCGUCUCUAGCUACACCGACUGGAUCAACAACACUGUAAGUCAAAACCAGGUUGUGGCUGUGCACAAGAACAGUCACAACACCGCCGUGGCAGCUGACGUCACCAGUCUGAUGCUACUCGCCUUCGCAACGUCAAUUUGGAUAUUGUUUUCCGAAAUCUGAUUAUUUUUUUAAGUAAGAUGAUAGUUUUAGUGUAAAAAGAGGAUGGGCGUUUUGGGACCUAUGUCCAAUAAAGAUGAGUCACACAUCGAACACGUAUUUUUUAAAUGGGAGAUAUUACUUUCAACAGGUUUUAUUUACUGAUAUAUAAUAAAAUAUAAUAAUAUUAAAAUAAAUGAUGAUCAUUUGUUAUAAAAAUUAAAAAUGAAUGUCAAAAAAUAACAAAAACAUGAAAAUUACAGAAAUAAAAUAUAAACACUUUCAAGGUAUGAUUAUUCUAAUUGGACAGUAAAUCAGGGCCUCAAGUCUGCUAAUGAAUGGCGGCUCAAUGCUGUGUCGUCUGAAUGGUUUUCCGACUUUAGGUAUCUGUUUUCUCUUUGUUAGUGAGUCCCAGUAGUGCAAUAUGAAACACUUAACACUUAUUACUGUUUAUUAACGUUAGUUCUUUAAAAAAGAUGCAAUAAAUAUUUCCUAAAACGCAGAUAAUGAAUACCUACAGUGCGAAACCCAUGCUGCCGACACACAACUGUGCCGCCAUUCCUUAGCAGACUUGGGGCCCAGGAGUCGCUUCUCUUAUUCAUAUUCUGCAAAAAAAACCUUUUCAACGACGUAUCACUCAUUUCUAUUGGUGCUGGUCCCAGCUUCCAUAGAUUUGUGUCCAUCCUCUUGAAAACAGUUUCAUUAAAUAAUUUAAAUUUUUGUAAUUUAACAUAAUUUUUAUAAAUUUAUUAUGGUUCAUAUGGUUUUUUUCCUAUUAUACAUAUAGGAUGUUGCCGGAGUGGUAUAUGUAGAUUAUGUAGUUACCUGAAGAGGGGUGACACAGACUCAUUCCGUGUAGCUUUUUUUAGGUAACUAGUUUAACUUAAUGAUGUUGAUG